Messenger RNA from Eurypyga helias (sunbittern), 1530 nucleotides. Its product is annotated as zinc finger protein 493-like. The transcript has a single exon. Gene Ontology annotation, biological process: regulation of transcription by RNA polymerase II. NCBI's taxonomy places the organism in Eukaryota, Metazoa, Chordata, Aves, Eurypygiformes, Eurypygidae. The record is from RefSeq and is a predicted model, not a curated record. Bases 1 to 1530 code for a protein of 509 amino acids. Gene Ontology annotation, cellular component: nucleus. Gene Ontology annotation, molecular function: RNA polymerase II transcription regulatory region sequence-specific DNA binding; DNA-binding transcription factor activity, RNA polymerase II-specific.
AUGCGAAGACCUCUAAAGAAGUAUACAUGUGAUGAGUGUCAUAUGGUAUUUUACACUAGGGGAGAUACCCGCUUUCAUAAGAAAUUCCAUGGACCGUUUAAGGCUGCUGCUAAUGGUUACGUGAAUCAGAGCAAUGAGUAUCAUAAAAGCAAAAUAUGUGAGGCUGAGAGUGAUUGUCAGGACGAUGUUUCUCUGUCUCCUCCUAGUAAAGAAAAUUAUUGUCUCAGUGGGGGAUUGCUGGCUUCAGAAGUAGACUUUGAGCAGGCAGGUGAUGUACAAGACAAUAAGGAUAUGUGCUGUGGAAAGAAAUCCCCUGAAAACAGCCACGGAAGCAACAGCUUACCUAUUAUUGGGAAUCGAUCAGAAGUUUCUCUGAAUUCAUAUAAAAAGGACACAGCUUUUUCCAAAGAGGAACCUCUCUUCGAUUCCAAAGCCUCUCAUUCACAAGUUGAGGAUGAUGAUGCAUAUCAUAGAUUUGUGGAGAACUUACGGAGUACGUGGCCUUCCAAUUUGUCUGCGUUUAAAACGUACAAGUGCCAACACUGCAAUUAUGCUAGCGCUGUUCAAAGCAACUUGAAGCUGCACCUGGGAAUACAUACAGAUGAAAGGCCAUUUGCCUGUAAAGAAGGCAAUAAGACAUUUAAAACGUCAAACCAUUUGCAGAAACACAGCCUUAUUCACGUAAAGGAUAGGUAUGAGUUUGGCCAUUGCCUCUGUGUAGACAGCCAUUCAGAGAACCUAGAAUUGCAUCAUGAAAUGCAUGUAGGCAUGUGUCCAGAAAGAGAUUUUGGUUCCUCAGAGGAUUCAAAGAUCGUUCGUUCUUUGCUUGGUUCGGAAGUCUGUGGAGUCCAGCCGGAUGUCCAGAAGGGCAAAGAAAAUGAUUUGCUAGCACAAAGCCAGCUACGAUUCUAUCAGUGUGCAGAGUGCAAGUAUGCUACUCGCCUUUUAAGCAACUUUAGAGUACAUGUAAGGACUCACACAGGUGAGAAACCUUACAGCUGCGGUGUUUGUCAGAAGAAGUUUCGUACUUCCAGUCACCUGAAAAGGCACGGGAUCACCCAUUACAAUUUACGUCAUCUGAAGUGCAGGAACUGUGACUACUCCACAAAUAAAUGGCUGUCCUUGAAACGGCAUCUGGCCUCACACUCUCCUGAGGGAAGCUUGUCUGCUGGCUGUUUCUUUGAACAACAGCCACUACCCAUCAAAACCUACACGUGUGAAGAGUGUGGCUAUUCGACAGUCCGCAGUGGGAACUUGAAGUUACACUUGAGGAUUCAUACAGGGGAGAGGCCGUUCAAGUGCAGUCAUUGCGCGGUGGCUUUCCGCACCUCAAGCCACCUGAAGCGCCACUUACUGAUUCAUUUAAAGUUGCAGUGCAGAAGGUGCAGGUUUGCUACGACAGAUAAACGUGCUUUCCAAAAACAUUUGAAAACACACGUGAAGAAGUUCAAAUGUGGAAAGUGUGAUGUGGUCCUGCCUACCAGAAAACUUCUGGAGAAGCAUGAGCAACAACAUAAGCUGGGAAUAUAA